ACCAUCGUGCACAGAUAACUUACAGAACUCCUUAUUGUUUCAUCUUUAUGGAGAUGUCACAAGUUACAGCCAUGCCUAACAAGAAAUGUAAGUGUUCGAUUCUAUGCCAACUUCUUUUCCUUGGCCUUAACUUUGCAUCCUUCACCAUUGCUGAUGACCAGUUUGUCUACUCUGGAUUCGCCCAAGCUAACCUUAGCCUCGAUGGAGCUGCAACAAUCAGAUCAGAUGGACUUCUUGAACUAACCAAUGGCACCUUUAACAUCAAAGGCCAUGCACUAUACCCAACUCCUCUGCAAUUCCGCAGGUUGCCUAGCGGCAACGUGCAGUCUUUUUCCGUGACUUUCGUCUUCAGCAUCAUCUCUGCCUACCCUGAGAAGGGUGCUGAUGGCAUGGCCUUCUUUGUGGCCAAAAACAAGAGUUUCUCCAGUGCGUUGCCAGCCCAGUACUUAGGGCUACUCGAUGACCAAAACAACGGCAACACCAACAAUCACAUCUUUGCAGUUGAGCUUGACACCAUACAAAACAGUGAGUUUCAGGACAUUAGCGACAACCAUGUUGGCAUCAACAUCAAUAGUCUCCACUCUGUGCAAUCUCGGGAUGCUGGCUUCUACGAAAACAAAAAUGGUAUGUUUAAGAACUUGACACUCAUUAGCCGUGAGGUGAUGCAAGUGUGGGUGCAGUAUGAUGAAGGGGCAACACAGAUCGAUGUAACCUUAGCUCCCAUCAAAAUGGCCAAACCUCUAAGACCACUAGUUUCAGUCAUCUACAACCUAUCAACAGUGCUCACACAUACGGCAUAUGUUGGUUUCUCAUCUGCAACUGGUGUAAUCAACUCAAGAUAUUUCAUGCUCGGAUGGAGCUUCAGCAUGGGCAAAAGUGCUCCAGCAAUUGACAUAAGCAAGUUGCCAAAGUUACCUCGUGUUGGGCCAAGGCAUCGCUCAAAGGUCUUGAAGAUUGCUCUGCCAAUAGUCAUUGCAGCAUUCAUAUUUGUUGCUGGGACAAUUGUAACUAUAUUUGCACGAAGAAAAUUCGCAUAUAGCGAGCUACGGGAAGAUUGGGAAAUUGAGUUUGGCCCACAUAGAUUUUCAUACAAGGAUUUGGUCCUCAGUACAGAUGGAUUCAAGAAUAAGAACCUACUCGGAGCAGGAGGAUUUGGUAAGGUAUAUAAAGGCAUGCUUCCAAAAUCUAAACUGGAGGUUGCGGUAAAGAGGUUGUCACAUGAGUCAAAGCAAGGAACAAAGGAAUUCAUUACUGAGAUUGUUAGCAUUGGUCACCUCCGACACCGCAAUCUUGUGCAAUUACUUGGCUAUUGCAGGGUAGAAGGUGAACUUCUAUUGGUCUACAGCUACAUGGAAAAUGGUAGUCUUGAUAAGUACUUAUAUUGCGGGCAGGAUGAACCCUCACUGAAUUGGGCAAAGCGGUUUCAUGUCAUCAAAGGGGCUGCAUGUGGCUUGCUCUAUCUCCAUGAGAGGUGGGAUAAAGUUGUUCUCCACAGAGAUAUCAAAGCAAGCAAUGUGCUUCUUGAUAGCGAAAUGAAUGGACGGCUAGGAGACUUUGGCCUUGCAAAGUCAUAUGAUCAUGGUACAGACCCGCAUACCACACGUGUGGUUGGUACCAUGGGUUACCUAGCCCCAGAAUUGGUACACAUGGGCAAGGUGUCUCCACUUACUGAUGUUUUUGCCUUUGGCAUAUUCCUUCUUGAGGUCACCUGUGGUCAAAAGCCUGUCAAGCAGAAUGCACAUGGAGACCGAUUUAUGUUGGUUGAUUGGGUACUUGAGAAUUGGCAAAAAGGAUUAUUAGUGGAGACAAUAGACCAGAGGCUCCAAGGAGAAUGUGAUUUAGAUGAAGCAUGCCUGGUGCUAAAGCUUGGCCUUUUGUGCUCACAACCAUUUGCUAGUGCAAGACCUAGUAUGCAUCAAGUCAUGCAAUACCUUAACAGGGAGAUGCCACUACCAGAGUUCACACCAACCGAUAUAAGCUUCAACAUGUUAGCUUUGAUGGAAAACAGGGGAUUUGACCCUUCUGGCGUGUCAUAUCCGCAGCUUAUAACCAGCAUGGGCACGAUGUCAAGCCUCUCAGGAGGAAGAUAAAAAGAAUCCAUAGUUCUUACUUCUUAGCAUUGCUACUGGUGUUUAUUGUGUAUUUUAUAUGUGGUGAACAUCCAAUUAGAUAUUUUAAUUUUAAUGCAGCAUGGAGGAUAUAUAGUGAGAGUGUAAAUGUGUAAUAGUUGGAUAUGAAUCCAAUAAUCAGCUGAAGAACCAAAAA
Lolium perenne is the source of this 2265-nucleotide messenger RNA. RefSeq names its product L-type lectin-domain containing receptor kinase SIT2. Gene Ontology annotation, biological process: protein phosphorylation. NCBI's taxonomy places the organism in Eukaryota, Viridiplantae, Streptophyta, Magnoliopsida, Poales, Poaceae. Gene Ontology annotation, molecular function: protein kinase activity; carbohydrate binding; ATP binding. The record is from RefSeq and is a predicted model, not a curated record.